Molecule: messenger RNA, 2600 nt
Organism: Pygocentrus nattereri (red-bellied piranha)
Lineage: Eukaryota; Metazoa; Chordata; Actinopteri; Characiformes; Serrasalmidae
Product: cholesteryl ester transfer protein, plasma
Exons: 16
Coding region: 443-1933 (496 amino acids)
Biological process (GO): phosphatidylcholine metabolic process; high-density lipoprotein particle remodeling; reverse cholesterol transport
Cellular component (GO): high-density lipoprotein particle
Molecular function (GO): phosphatidylcholine binding; cholesterol transfer activity; triglyceride binding
Source: RefSeq, a predicted model, not a curated record
ACCUCAGCCAGAAGAGGGCUGGCAUGUCAACGGCUGAUAAACUGUCAGAGUGCAAUCUUGCCCGGAAUGAGUGUCAUGGAGCAACAGCUGGUUCCUUUCGAAAGGCAUUUCUUGCUCAUGCAUACUCCGUAUGUACAAGGCGGUCGUUUUGUAGGGCUGUGUAGCCAUAAUUCAAAGUCAUUUACUGCCGUUCUUCAGAGUUUUGGUGUAACUAUUUGUGUUGUAGAGGCCUCAUUUUUUCUGUCUCCCAGUAACCCCUGCUUGUCAAUUAUUAGUGGACUCUGUCCUGUCCGCCCCCAUUCCCUUUGAGGGUAUGGCCUUAUACCCCCUCCUCCUUUCAGCUCUCCCGAAACCGAGGUUUUUCAGAGUGAGGGAGAAAGAAAGGUAGUAUCAGUUACUGCGCAAGGACAGAACACGGUCUUUGUUCAGAGAUACCGAGGUGAUGGACAAGAACAUGGCAGCAUUUGCUCUAGGACUACUUCUCUUCGGUUUGGCCGGAGUGGGGCAUUCAUGCCUCGAUCCUGCUUCGGCCUACAGGUUCGUUGGAGCUGUGUGCAGGCUCACCUACCCUGCUGCUGUAGUCUUGAAUGAGAAGACUACAGAAGUGAUCAAGGCUGCUUUCCAACAUGCCAAAUACCCCGAUAUUGAGGGUGAGAAGUCCAUGUCAUUCAUUGGCAAACUGAAAUAUGGAUUGCUCAAUUUGGAGAUACACAACCUGUCAAUUGGGAAGAGUGAGUUUGAGCUGCGGGAGAAUGUAGGCAUAGGAAUUGACAUCUCCAAUGUUUCUGCUGUUUUCAAGGGAACCAUCAAAUACUCCUACGGGAGUGCUCUCUUCACGGUGGGCCAUUCAAUUGAUUUUGAAAUUGAGUCCAAGAUUGACCUGGUCAUCAAUUCCAAGCUAUACUGUGGAAAAGGCAAAGUGGCAGCAGACACUUCAGACUGCUGCCUUACAUUUCACAAGCUGAAGCUUCUUCUGCAGGGUGACCGAGAGCCUGGCUGGAUAAAGAGAAUUUUCACCGAUAUCAUCACCUUCACAAUGAGGCUUGUUGUAAAGGGACAAAUCUGUAAGGAAAUAAACAAGGUGGCAGACAUACUGGCAGAAUUUAUACAGGAAACGGCAGAGGAGUUUCUGAGUGAUGGUGACAUCCGUGUGGAUAUUGGCGUGACCUCUGCCCCGGUCAUCACUUCCAAUUACAUAGAGUCAUACCACAAGGGUCUGGUGACCUAUAAUGGCUCAACCUCAGUGGUCAAUGCCUCUGUGUUUAAUCCAGACCAGCUCUCAGAGGACCGCAGCCUUCACUUCUGGAUCUCUGAUGACACUCUCAACCCCCUCAUGACUGCAGCUUAUGAUGAUGGACGAUUCAUCCGUAACAUUUCAGGAGAAGACCUCAGAUUCCUGUUCCAGAAAGAGCUAUCUGCAGCCAGGCCUGAAUUACUCAACAAGUGGCUGUCCUCUGAAGAGCCAUUGUUGAAAACAUGGAGUGCAUCAGUUCCCCAUCUCUGGACGACCACUCAGGGCACGUCAGUUAAAGCAGUGGCUGCGGUGGAGCUCUCGUCUGCCAAACAGGACACCCCUCCUGUACUUUACUUUGAGACGGAAGUGGAAGUGGUUGUGAGGGCUUCCUACGCUGAUAAGAAUCUCAUCCUGAAUUGUACAGCAGUGCAUAUAUCCAUAUCAAAGGUUUCCACUUCACCAGACAUUUCUGAGAGCUUAAAUGCUUAUCUUCAGGAAGCCGUUGAAAAGAUUGGUGUCGCCAAAGUCAUAUCCUACCUAGAGCCAGAAUUAACUGCUCUGAUGAACGAACAAGGUCUCCAUCUCUUUGAUCUCAUCAACCCUGAAGUAACACCUCAAAAUGGCUAUGUGCUAAUACAAAUGGACUUUGGCUUUCCUCACCAUCUGCUGGUGGAGUUCCUCAGGAAGACUCUGGAUUGACAUAUACAAUAUAAAUAUAUAUAAAUAUACACUAUAUAUAUAUGUGUGUGUACGUGUGUGUGUGUGUGUUUAUAAUAUCUACACACAUACAUGGAUUUUUUUUUUUGUAUUAAUGUUUUUUAUUUGUUCUAUCAGUAGUGUGUUUAUUAGCAAAGAAACAGGUGCUGCCCAGAUAAACAUAUUUUAAAAUGUAUUUUCCUCAGGUGCCUUUUAGCCUUUUUUGCUCAAUACUGUGUAUUUCACACUUUGGUGUCUUGAUAAAAGCAGUAAUGCAGUUAUUAUAGAAUAUAGAAAUCCACAUAUGCGAUUAAUUUUACUCUGAUGAGAGUUAACAGUUUAAUCUGAUGUUGGAUUCCUCUUUCCUGCCUAGACUUGCAAUGCAUGUUCUUAAUAACCAAAGAAUGCGUCUCACAGUAAUUCAGGCAUCCAAAAAGAAACUUUAUAGCAUGUAACUUUUCUUAGUUAAGUGAUUAUAACGUAAUAAGGAUAUGAUAUCAGAAUUAGAAUGAGAUUUUUUUUGCUUUGACCAAGUAACCACCAAGAACUAUCAUCCCAUAUGCAAAGGGUGUAUAUUUCCAUAUUUUUUUUUCAAAAUAUUGUCAAAUUUGUAAUAUACUUCCAUAUACGUUUGACAUACAGUAUAUGUAAAUAUAAAAAUUGGACACUA